Morone saxatilis (striped sea-bass) is the source of this 6366-nucleotide messenger RNA. RefSeq names its product FYVE, RhoGEF and PH domain containing 5a (gene fgd5a). The record is from RefSeq and is a predicted model, not a curated record. The coding region runs from base 276 to 4829 and encodes 1517 amino acids. Gene Ontology annotation, cellular component: cytoplasm. Gene Ontology annotation, molecular function: metal ion binding; guanyl-nucleotide exchange factor activity. NCBI's taxonomy places the organism in Eukaryota, Metazoa, Chordata, Actinopteri, Moronidae. The transcript has 21 exons.
AGAGCGCAUCAGUUUACUGUAGCAUCAGCACUGGAGAUGUACGCCGGGUGGGAGCUCAGCUGCGACUCUGCGAUCACAGGCUUCUUCCACAAGUAGGCUCUCACUGGAGGAAAAAAAAUAACAACACAAGAUGCUCUGCAAGUCUUCCUUUACCUCCUAAUUUUCCCGCAAUGUGUUUGUAUUUGGACUAAGUUUCCACGUCAUUUCGAGGGACACGGUCGGUGUGGGGAAACAUGAGGAUAAGUGUCGCUGCCCGUGGAUGAUGAUGUCCCACAAUGAAUGCAGAUUUUCAAAAUCAACUGCAAGUCCCUCGACCAAAGGUCCGCAGUCAUCUGACCAUCAAAGUGCAGUCCAAACUGAUGUCCAGGCCGUGUCCCCCUGUCCAUGGUCCAAAACCUCCUGUCGCCCCCAAGCCCAGACCCCUGUAUAAGCUUCACACAUACAAGGAACCCUGCCCCCCACAGAGCCUGUGUAACGGAGACGUGGCUCACUCUGAUGGGGAGACGGAAGAUCUCCAUGAAAUGGCUGAGGAGAAUCAGGACAAAGAGGAGAAAAGUGAGGCAGAGGAUGGGGUUAAUGACAAUGGCAUAGGACAAAAUGACAAAGAGGACCUAGUAGAAGGAGAAAAUGAGAAGGAAAUAGAAAAAGAAAUAGAUAUAUUAGAUAAUGACGAUGACAGCAUUGGCUCUGAGGAUACAGUCAAAGCGGAUGAUGGUUUGACUGUUGACACUACUGAGGAUGAAAACACUGACAAUGACUUGAACCAGCCUGAAGGUGGCAAUCACACUGAUGAUGAGAAUACAUCCACACCCUCACCUCCUCCUGCUGAAAUUGAACAUGAAACAAGAGAGGAGGAACAGAGCUGUUGUGGCUCAACAGGACACUCAGAUGAACAUGUAGAGGAAGAAAACCUUGAUCAAACGCAGUCACUCAGUCAGGGUGAUAAGGACAAUGAUGUUGGACUUAAUGAAGUGGACAGUGGACAAAAUGAGGACUGUGUGCAACGUCCAGAAGAGACGGAGCUGGAAGCUGGAGGAUUUGCAUUUGGUUUCAGCGUGCUUCCAACUGUAACUGAAGAGUAUCUUUAUGAUGUGAUUGGCCCCAACGAUGAUGCUAGUGACACAUGUGAGUCAUGUGACCCAGCUGAAACAGGGGAUGCAGAGGUGUGGCAACCAGAACGGGCCACCAAGGACCUCUCUGGCUGUUUUCGAUUCACAUCCAGCACUGAGGAUGUAUUUGGGCCAUAUUCGGUCAUAGGAGCUGUUCCGGGAGAUAUGGUGGACACUGCUGACCCAGAGUGGGGUCAGGAUGAUACUGAUGACAAAUCUUUACAUGAAAUCCAAGCGCCAGGUGCUUCCAACCAGGAACCUUACUAUGUGUCAUCAGAUGACGUGGACAAGCUAGAGGAUAAGCAAGUCCUCUCAGAACAGGGUGAGAUCGAGGAGGUCACUGAACAGUCAAAUCAGCACAAAGAUAAAGCAAAGGACAUUGAGUCAGCAGAUGAGUAUGCAGACAUUGACGAUUCACUCUGCAUUAAAGCAGAUGACUGCGAGCAGUGUGUCUCAUCUGAGGAUUAUGUUGAGAUAGGCGAUGAGGACGAAGAGGAGGAAACAGAAAAGAAACACAUCAAAGGAAAAAGUGCAAAAGAGAGAACAGCUAAACGAGAGCAGGCUUUCCUCAGCCAGCGAGCAAGUUGCCAGCCUCGCCUCAGGUUGUGCAACAUCACAGUGCCAACAGACCUAGAUCUGGGCCGCACCCCAGAGCUCACCAACAGGGUUGUGUUUGCCCACACCACUGAAGCCUUUGAAGAAGACAUUGAGGAACUGGACUGCCAUAUUGUGCCUUACUAUGAAGACACAGACUCGGACAGUGAAGAGCAUAUAUACGAAGAGGCAGGGUUUGACUCAGAAGGGGAGAACUUUGUGACACUUGAUCGUAAGACUAUUGUCACACGAUCGCGCUCUUAUUCUGGGAAAGUACCAGGUUAUGUUCCAGAAACAGUACCAGAGGAGACAGGGACGGAGUACCAAACUCAUGACUACUGCACAGUGGCCUUGGAUAAGAACAAUGAUCCACUUAACCAGUCACACAAGCCUGCGGUCCCAUCUACGAAGUCUCGCCGCUUCUUGUUAUAUUCCCGGUCUGCAGAGGGUCCAGAAUUGUCCUUGACCACUCCCACUGAGAUUGGCCUGAAUCUGAAGGAUGACAUCAGGAUGAAGAGAAAAGAUGAUACUCUUUCACUCCCAUGUGUGAUAACUUCUUCUGGAAGCUUCUCCCAGCGUAGCCAUCAAUCAUCCAGUGGUGUUUCCACACCAACCUCUCUAGUGGACAUCCCACCACCCUUUGAACUGGCAUACAUUACUAAAAGACCAGUCACCAAGAGUUCCCCAUCCCUCCUGAUCCAGCAUGAACCCAAUGACAUACCUAAGAAGAAGAAGUCAUCCUUCAAGCGCUUUCUGGCACUUAAGUUUAAGAGGAAGGCUGAUUCGAAGGGCUUCAGUGAUGGAAGUGUGCGCUCUUCACGUUCUUCGUCUGAGUCCAGCCACCACGGCCCAGUAAGAGUCAUAGAACUUGAUCGCAGAAGCACCGGCAGCUCUCCUCAGCUUCAGUCUCGAAUGGUGAAUCCCCAGCAGCGUCCUUUAGACCUGCCAUCCAGCUUUGUCCUUUACAAAGACCACCAGCGGAAAGCUUAUGGGAGGGGAGUCUCCAGAGUGGAAUCCUUCGAAGAGCGUUCCCGGCGCUCCGUUAUGCCGCUACCAUUGACCAAACCCCGCUCCAUCUCCUUCCCCAGUGCGGAUACUUCAGACUAUGAAAACAUCCCAGCCAUGAGCUCAGACUAUGAGAACAUCCAGAUUCCAGGCAGACCCACCAGAUCCCACACUGUGACUGAGUUUUUUGAGGACCCAAACCGCACUACAGUUCCCUGCAAUGAGAAUGAUGGCUAUGUGGAUAUGAACAGUUUCCCUGGGAUUGACAGCAAACCCCAGACAUUGAAAGCAGACACUGAAAGUGCCUACACAGAGCCUUUCCCAAUGAACCCCGUCUCUGCUGGGCUGUCAGCGGAUGAGGACCACGGGCGUACCUCAGAGGAGGAAGAAGGGGUGGCGGAGCAAAGUUAUGACAGACAGAUUGAUGGCCGAUCCCGAGCCUUCUACGUCGCCAAAGAGCUCGUCGACUCAGAGAGACUACACGUCAGCGCCCUCAAGUACCUUCAAGAGGAGUUUAGGUCAGCAGUGAUAGAGGCGGAGGGUGAGGGAGGUGAGCCUGUGUUGGAGGAGCAGAGGUUAGGGGAGAUAUUGGGCAUGCUCCCCCAGGUCUACACCCUCCACAGCAGCAUCCUUACCGAGCUGGAGGACCGCAUCAGUCUGUGGGAGGAGAGCCAAAGGGUAGUAGAUGUGAUCCUGUCACGUCGGGAGGACUUUGGGGUAUUUGACACCUAUAUCUCAGAGUAUGAUCGCAGCAUGUCCUUGCUGGAGGAGAGCUGCAGGAACAACUUGGCCUUCGCCAGCAUCGUCAAGAAAUUUGAGACAAAAAGCCCAGAAGAAGCUGAAGUCCCACUGAAGCACCAGCUGCUGCAGGUUAUAGUGAGAGUACUUCAAUAUCGGAUGCUACUCACAGAUUACCUGAACAACCUCUCUCCUGAUUCUAAAGAAUAUGAGGACACACAAGCUGCCUUGGUGAUCGUGUCCGAGGUGGCGGACCAGGCCAAUGACAAUCUGAAACAGGGGGAGAACUUGCUGCGUCUGGUCCACAUAGAGUACAGCGUGAAGGGCAAGAGGGACCUCCUGAAGCCUGGAAGGAUGUUUGUCAAAGAGGGCACACUCAUGAAGGUCUCAAAGAAAAGCAGGCAGCCCCGACACCUGUUUCUGAUGAACGAUAUAAUGCUGUACACCUACCCUCAGCAGGAUGGAAAAUACAGGCUCAAGAACACAUUAUCUCUGUCUGGGAUGAAGGUGAGCAAACCUGUCCUCGACAACGUGCUGAACUGUAUUAGGAUUGAGGUGUCUGACAUCACUAUUACACUCUCAGCCAGUUCAGUUGGAGAGAGGGAGGACUGGUUCCACACAUUGAGCCGAGCCAUAGCAGACCACGCUGCAGGACUCUGUACGUUUGGUGGACCCUGCAGUGAGGCCCGUGAGAAGUUGUGGAUGGCCCUGGGUGAAGCUGCUCCUGUACUCGUGCCAGUGUCUCAUGUGAUGAUGUGUAUGAACUGUACCACUGACUUCAGCCUCACGCUGAGACGACACCACUGCAACGCCUGUGGCAAGGUGGUGUGCCGUGCUUGUUCCAGGAACAGAUACCCGCUGAAGUACCUCAAAGACAGGGUGGCCAAAGUGUGUGACCACUGCUAUGCCGAGCUCAGGAAAAGAGGUGGCAGCGUGUCGGGGGCAUGCGGUAACUCUAGCCCUCGGACUCACCGGGCCAGCCGUCCCCUCUCUGCUGUCUUUCAGAGCCUGCAGCCCCCAAGUUUGUGGAAGAGCAGGAAGAGCACCUCCCCUCUCAACCAGGUGGUGCUUGCUGUGGAGGGCUCCACCAUGAGCGGCAGCCUGCAGCGCCGGAAGAAGAGCAAGAGGAAGUGGAAGCGGCUGUGGUUCCUCCUCAAAGACAAGGUGCUCUACACCUUCACAGCCCGUGAGGAUAAAGUGGCCUCAGAGAGUCUACCUCUGCAGGGCUUCACCGUCAAGCUGACUGAGAGGCCAGACGGAGAGGAAAGCAGCAACAUGUUUCAUCUUUACCACAAGAAAACCCUGUACUACACCUUCAGGGCUGAUGAUCAGGACACUGCUCGCAGAUGGGUCAACGCCAUAGAGGAGGCUACUGUUUUAUAGCACCUACUCAGUUCAAUGAACACGCCUUGCUGUCCGUGACUGCUAGAACUCCUCUGUGGAGCACAACAUAGCUACCUGCUGCAUCUGAACUCACACCAUCAGUAAGGAUUCAUCACGUCCGAUCUGUUGUGGAAUAUCAUGUGACAAUUUAGUCACAUGGGGGGAUCUUACACAACGUGGGGAGUCACAGGGGUUCUACUAUGUGGAAAGGAGAAGCAGAAACCUCUUGUUGGAGUGUAUGAAAACUUGUAAGGGUCCCAAUACGCCGAUCCAGCCGUGUUCACUGGAGCCUGUCCCUUUAAGGAGUCUAAAUCUAAAUCUAAAACAACAUUUUAUUCCCUCUGUUACACCUUUUUACAAGGACCAUCCCACAAAAGAUUCUUCUCCAACUCAACUUCUUUGUGGUAUUUUAUUUGUUUUUUUUUAACCUGAGGUUCCACUGGAUUAUUAAACCACCCUUCAUUUUUAUACAUGAGGCAGUUACAGCCUGGGUUCUGUGAUGGUUGUAAAAAAGAAUAUCAAAAACAAACUUUGCUCCAUAGUCGUAUUUGCAGCUAGUAAAAGGGAAAAUAUUGGUCAAGAUAUUUGGUAAUCUGAAUAUAUAUUGUGAAGUAUACACUGCAGAUAUUGAAUUAUAUGAUUUGUUUGUAUAAAAAUGGUGUAACAUGAUGUUCUGAGUAAGAGGUCAUUUUAAUCAUCAUGGUGUGUGUACAUUAUGCUUCUUGUGGAGUGUUUCUCUUGUAUUGAAUCUACAAAGCUAUGGAAUGACUCUCAGCAUGACAACCACUCAAUACAUUUCUAUAAUGAAGAAUACGUUCAAAGACACUUUGUACUUUAAUCUGUAGGUUUUGAUACAUUUGCCACACAGUUCUGAAGUGCCAACUAAUUUCUUCCAGUUGAAUGCAGUGCAAUUCCCAAUUGAUGAUGAAUGUGCCUGAAAUGAAAUUGUACUUCUUGUUUGUCUUUAUGUUAUCGCAGUACUGUACUACUGUCAGGUCUCCAGAAGAGACCUUGAUAACAUGCUUUUUAUCUACUCUUAUAUACUUUAAUCGUCCAGUAUUUUGAACAGUUCAGUUACAGUCCAGUAACAUAAGAAUAUACUAUUGUGCCACAUUUAUUAAUGCAUUUUCCAUGCUGUAUAUACACUGCUGGACUUCUGAAAAAAAGCCAUUGUCAUACUACCUAUGAAAUCAGUGUUGGAUUCAUCUGAGCCACUUGUGCAGUAGGGAGGACACUGGAGUUUCACUCUUCUCUACUCUCCUAACAUAAUCAGACAUACAUAGUUUCUCUUCAGUAACCUACUAAAGGCUUUAUCUGCUCCAUUCAAAACGCAGCUGUACUACAUGUGAUCCUUCACCCUGUCAAAUCACAUUAUUUCUAAAGCACACAUUUGUUCAUCAAGUACCGUUUAGCUUUUCUACCUGUUUCCUAUGUGCCAUACCUAUAGUGUUAUUAUAGAUUGUACCUCUUGCAUAUUGUGCAUUGUAAAUGUUUAUGUAUAUAGAUACAUAUAAGAAUAAACUACUCUAAAAAGUUU